Molecule: messenger RNA, 509 nt
Organism: Eimeria acervulina
Lineage: Eukaryota; Apicomplexa; Conoidasida; Eucoccidiorida; Eimeriidae
Exons: 3
Source: RefSeq, a predicted model, not a curated record
AUGCAGACAGCGGAAAUCGCAACUGUUGACCCCCGAAGAAGGGCAAAGUGCAGAGAGUAUAUUAGCGAUUUAUGCAGAAGAAUGCGGGGUUUAGGUAUUAAAGAAGACGAAGUAACGCCUUUAAGAAAGAAGCCACGAGAGGUCUCACUGCCUAGAUCAGAGAGACAUCAUAACAAAGCAUCUGCAGAGCAGCAGCAGCAGCAGCAGCAGCGGCAGCAGCAGGUGCAGCAGCAGCAGCAGGUGCAGCAGCAGGUGCAGCAGCAGCAGCAGCAGCAGCAGCAAGCUUAUUACUCUUUAUCUAAAGGCGUUCUUAAUGACCCUCUUCUUUCUCUUGUUUCUUCUGUCGGGGUUGUUUGGGAGCUGGAUAUUUUUAAAUUAACAGAAGAAUCAAAAGGCAAUGUCCUUUCAUCUAUUGGCAUUCAACUCAGAAGGAUGUUUCUCACGGGGGCGAAUUCGCUGCCAACAGAAGACAGCCGAUGGGCUGUCUUUGUUAGAGAGAUUGCAAUACG